Messenger RNA from Poecile atricapillus (Black-capped chickadee), 4711 nucleotides. RefSeq names its product leucine carboxyl methyltransferase 2 (gene LCMT2). NCBI's taxonomy places the organism in Eukaryota, Metazoa, Chordata, Aves, Passeriformes, Paridae. The coding region runs from base 326 to 2386 and encodes 686 amino acids. Gene Ontology annotation, biological process: wybutosine biosynthetic process; tRNA methylation. Gene Ontology annotation, molecular function: tRNA methyltransferase activity; protein binding. The transcript is spliced from 13 exons. The record is from RefSeq and is a predicted model, not a curated record.
CGCGAGCCACCCCCGGGCCAUAGUGACCCCCCGGGCCAUAGAGACUCCCGGGCCAUCAGUGACCCCCGGGCCGGGAGCCACCCCGGGCCAUAGUGACCCUCAGAGCCAUGAGUGAGCCCCGGGCCGUGAGCGACCCCAGGGGCCCGCUGCCGCGGGGAACGGCCCAGAAAGCCUCAGCCCGGCUGCUUCGGAGAGCGAGGGAAAGCGUAAGCUGGGGUGGAGAGGGAUUCGACGGUGGCGGGCUCUGCUGUCCCCUCCCCUCGAAGCCUUCUUGGCGCUGCCCGGCCCCGCCAUCCCGCGCCGGGAGGCCCGUGCGUUUCUCGGGAUGCGAUCGAUGUUGGUCGGAAGCUACAGCGCCGUGUCAUUGUCCCAGCAGGUCCAGGGCACCGGCGGCAGCAGCGCCGUCAGCAAGUGCUCGGCGGCAGCGCGGGGCUAUAUCCAGGACCGGUUCCUGCGGCUUCUGGCGGGGCGGCGGCGGCGGCGAGCGCCGCUUAUCCACCGGGGUUAUUACAUCCGUGCCCGUGCUGUAGAUCACUGUGUUCAUGACUUCCUGCUGAAGACACAAAGCUUACCCAGGACACAGAUCCUAUCUUUAGGUGCUGGCUUUGAUUCCUUAUACUUCCGUUUGAAGGACAUAGGUCUUCUGCAUCACACUGUGGUAUAUGAGGUAGAUUUCCCAAAUGUGGCAUGCCAAAAAGCUGCUCUGAUCAAAGGAAUGAAAGAGUUGUCAACACUGGUGGGAGACACUGGAGGGGAAGGAUUAGGAGCCAUUACCUUUUCCGCAGUGGAUUAUAAAUUACUGGGAGUGGAUUUAUCAGAGCUGUCUGAGCUGGAGAGAACCCUGGAGGAAGCAGGACUGAACAAGGAAAUCCCCACCCUCUUCAUUGCAGAGGUGGUGCUCACCUACAUGGAGAACACCAGGUCAGAUGCCUUGAUUCAGUGGGCAGCAGAGCAUUUCCCUCAGGCAUGCUUCCUGGUGUAUGAGCAGGUACACCCAGAGGACCCCUUUGGACAUGUCAUGCAGCAGCAUUUCAGCCAGCUGAACACAGCACUGCACUCACUGGCACAGUACCCUGACUGUGAGGCACAGCAGAGGCGCUUUCUGGGGAAGGGCUGGACUGAGUGCAGUGUCAUGGAUAUGAAUGAGUUUUUCUCCUGUUGUAUUCCAGAAGAUGAGCAGCAAAGAGUGCAGACUCUGGAGCCUUUUGAUGAGUAUGAGGAAUGGCAUCUGAAAUGUUCUCAUUACUUUGUGUUGGCUGCAUCGAAGGGGAUGGAACCUUCCUGGACUCCGUUGUUACCCAGUGUGACAGCUCCUCGUCAUGCUGGUCCUGUUGGGAUGGCAGGGAGUGUCCCUGCAGCAGUAUGUGCAAGGCUCUCAGGAAUUCCUGGCCUGAGGCGUUACGGUCACCACUCUGUUCUUAUAAAACCCAACAUGAUCCUUACCACGGGAGGCUUUGGGGAGGAGGAUGGACAACACUGCCGCAUGAGAAAUUUCCAUGUGCUGAGUAAGCAUGCAGGCUACUGGGAAGCUGUCUGUGUGACACAGAAUAUUCCUGAUAAAAGAUGGGGUGAGAGGUUGUACCAUACUGUGUCUUGUCUCUCAGACACUCUGGCCCUUGUGGUAGGAGGACGAACAUCCCCAUCGAGCGCAGGCUUGGGAAUGUUGUGGCUGAAAUUCCCCAAAACCUGUAAUGCUGGCCCAGAUGAUGUUGGAGUGGAGCUUGUAAGUCUGCAGCCUGCUGCUGAAGCAGCAGCUUUGCGUUGGAGACACAGCACAACUGAAAUGACAUUCAAAGGUGAGCAGUACCUGUUUGUGUAUGGUGGCCGCUCUGCUCUGGAGCCUGUGCUUGGGGAUUGGUUUUUCCUGCACACUCCAGAGCUCUCCUACACUGUGAUUGCUGUUGAGGGUCCAGUCCCAGAAAGCCGCCACUCUCACAGUGCCUGCAGCUGGGAAGGAGGUGUGCUGAUUGCAGGAGGUCUGGGAGCAGCUGAGCAGCCCUUGGGUUCAGUUUUCCUUUUGAGGCAGCUUGAACAUGGCUUACAGUGGCAGACAAUAGAGACACACCCUCCUCUUGUCCCAAGGUAUUCACAUACUGCACAUGUGCAUGAAGGAAAGCUUCUGCUCGUUGGUGGAGUGUGGUUUCAUGCAUCCUCUGUGCCAGGUGUCACUGUCAUUGAUUUAAUGACUGGGCUCUGCUUGAACUAUGUGAUUGAUGUGGAGCACUUGGAGUGGCCAUUAAUGCUACAUAAUCAUAGCAGUGUCUUUCUGCCGAAUGAGAAGGAGCUGUUGGUCAUUGGCGGUGGUGGAAACUGCUUCUCCUUUGGGACACACUUGAACCCAGAACCUGUCUCGCUAAGCCUCAGCAGCAUCCUCAUCAGUCACUGAGUGGGACCAAGCAGGGCUGGCUGAACCAUGCUACUGCACUGUGGGGAGACAUCUAUUCACUCUAGGUCCAAAAGCAGCACAAUAUUUCCUCAAAGGCUUUGUAUCUAGAAUGCAUUUGUGAAGGUGGGAUCAGGAGGGACAGUUCCAGUAAGGAAUUCACACCUCUCUGGCUGUUGGUUUUUACGGCUCUUUGUGUUGCUGUAAAUAAAGUACCUCAGAAGCAGCUGGCAGCAGUAGUCCUUAAACGUGAAGAACAGUGUGGGUUGGAAGGCACUGUGAAGAUCAUCCUGUUCCACCUUCCUGCCAUAGGUAGGGAAACCUUCCACCAGGUUACUCCAAGACCCAUCCAGUCUGCUGGCCUUGGACACUUUCAUGGAUGAGGCAGCAGCAGCUUCUUGGGGCAACCUGUGCCAGGGCCUCACCAGCCUCACAGGGGAGAAUUUCUUCCCAAUAUCCAAUCUAAACCUACUCUGUCUCACUGAGAAGCUGUUCUCCCUUGUCCUGUCACUCCAGGCCCUUGUAAAUGGUCUCUUCAUCUUUCUUGUUGGCCCUCUUCAACUACUGCAAGGCCACAUUUAGGUCACUCCCAAAGCUGCUCUUCUCCAGGCUGAACAACCCCAGUUCUCCCAGUCUUUUCUCAUAUCAUAGAGGUGCUCCAUCCUUUUGAUCAUCUUGAGGUCUCCUCUGGAUUCUUUCCAGCAGCUCCACAUCCUUCCUGUGCUGGGACCCCAGAGCUGCAGGCAGCACUGCAGUGAGAUCUUACCAGAACAGGGCAGAAGUGAGAAAUCCCUGCCUCCCCUACUGCUCACACUGUGGGGUCAGCCCAGCACACAGGGCUAGGGCAUGUCCAGCCUCUUGUUCACCAGCAUCCCCAAGUUCUUGGCCAGGGCUGUUCUUGCUCUCUUUAUCCCCCAGCCUGGUUUGAUAUUGGGAGUUGUCCUGAUGACAUGGGAGAUGUCCCACAUGCAGCAGCAGCACUUGGUCUUGUUAAACCUCAUGAGAUUCCCAAGGCCCUCUUCUUGAGCUUGUCUAGGUCCCUCUGGAUGUCAUUUGGCCAGGGUGUGGAGCUGCUAGAAUGAGUCCAGAGGAGGCAACAGAGAUGCUCAAAGGCUGGAGCCUGUCUGUUCUGGAGACAGGCUGAGAGAGCAGGAAGUGUUCAGCUUGGGGAGAAGGUUCCAGGGUGAUCUUAGAGCCUUUGACUUCAAGAGAGCUGGAAACAGACUUUAGACAAGGGCCUGGCACUCCAGGACAAGGGGGAAUGGCUUCCCUCUGCCAGAGGGCAGGGAUAGAUGGGAUAUUGGGAAGGAAUUAUUCCCUGUGAGGGUGGUGAGGCCCUACACAGGUUUCCCAGAGAAGCUGUGGCUGCCCUUCGCGUGGAAGUGUUCAUGACAAGGUUGGAUGGGGCUUGGAGCAACCUGGUCUAGUGGAAGGUGUAUGGCACCUUGCCCAUGGCAGGGUGGUGGGAUUUGAUGAUCAUUAAGGUCACUUCCAACCCAAACCAGUCUGUGACUCCAUGAUGAGUGUCUGACAGACUGCACAUCAGUUGUUGGGUGCAGAGAAAUUGUUAACCUUUACUUUGUUUGGUUUUCUUCUCUGUUUCUUUCCUCUCAUCCAAUAUUUUUGGAAUUUGUUUCUAUUUAUUAAAUUAUCUCACCUUAUAAGUUUCUCACCUUUUUUUCCUUACUGAAUUGCCAGCUGGGGUUAAAGCACAAGGCCCUUCCCCAGCUCCAUUGCCCUUCUCUGGAUACACUUCAGCAACCUCAGUGUCUUUAUUGUUGUGUGGGGCACAAAACUGAAUAUGGGAUUUGAGGUCCACCUCACCAGAGCCCAGCACAAGGGCAUGAUCUCUUCCAUUGUGUCAUGGAGGCUCAUGAAAUUGAGACAAGUCAUCUAUUCAAAAGAGAUCUAUUUUAUGAAGCAGUUAACUUCCUCCUGCUCCCAGCAAUUACAGGUCCAAUGAAAACAGAUUUAUGAUAUCAAAUGAAAUUGUUAUGACUUGACUGACUUAAAAAAUCCUGAAGGUUUCAGCAGGGCAACAUGGAAUGCCCGGUCAUUGUGCCCAAGGCAGUGAGGGCUCUCCCUUGGGCUCCUGGGUGUCACAAAGGGAUUUCUGACUGCCCCGUGCUGUCACAAAGAGGGUUCUGGCUGCCCCGUGAUGUCACACAGGGGACUCUGCCAGGCUGCCAGGCUAUAAAAGGGGCGCCCCAGGAGCAGACAGUGCUGGGCACAGCAAUCUGGCCGUGUCUCUUGGCAGACAGCAGCCUCAGCCUCCCACCAGGGUGGGGCUGGAUUUCCAUCACUGGGGCCCCACAGGUCACUGGGGAG